AUGCAUUCUGCUGCUUCGACCCCAACGAGGUCACCUGAAUCUGACCCCAAUGCCAAUAGAAGCACUGCGAGCAAAUCGGAUGAGUUUGAGGAUGAGAACACUCGUAGUUUUCCCUAUCCUGCCUGCUGGAAGGAUGAUGCACGAAUGAACGUCUUAUUGGCACCAUUCCGUCCGCGCGAGGUAAACCCUGAAAACUACGAAUCGAAAUUGAAGUUCUGGCAAGACAUGAUUGCUCAAUACUGCGAACACACCGGUACUGGUUGCUUCUGCAAACGCGACUUGCAGUUGGUGUUUGCAAGAGGAGAUCGUAUACCAUAUGGCUUAGACACGGUGAUGACAGAAAUGCUGCAGGCCAAGAAAAUACGCAUCCGUGCCGAUUAUGCAUAUGACCCGGAGAAUACCUGGAGUGGUUGGGCGAUGAAUAGUUUUUUAAUACGCCCUAUUUCAUGGGGCUGGCAGACAUUGAAAAGUAAAAUGGGACUGCAAGCUCAAAUUGACGCAGGACUACUUGAGUAUGUGCAUUUGGAGGUGAUGAAGAAAUUCUGCAAACUACUACAACAAAGUGUGCUGCAACAGCACCAGGGUGAGUUGCUACACUACGAUAAUUUCGUGGAAAUCUCGAACGCUGUAUUGGCGCUCAAAGAAGACUGUUUACUUUUAUGCUUGCACGUGCUGAAUUGCCAACGAAAAAUUGGACUGGAAUACAAGGUGGAGGAAAAAGAACAAAAAAUACAUCUAAUCAAAAUACCUUCCCAAAAUGAUGCAAGUAUUGCCAUCACCGAGACUGAUCGUGCUGUUCACAACCUGAAAAUGACGCAAGCAAGUCUGCUAAAACAACUGGAAACUUUGGAAGAAGAUAUCAAGGUAAACGAGGAGAAAGCGCGCGCAUACCUAAAGGAGAACAAACGCCAAUUGGCAAAGACUUACUUGCGUAAAAAGCACUUGAUGGAGAAAAAUCACGAAAAACGUAGCUCUGCACUACACAACAUUGAAUCGCUCAUCACCAGCGUAGACGAAGCACAAAGCCAUGGCCAAAUACUCGAUGCCUACAAGAUCGGUUCAAAAGCGUUGCAGAAAGCGCUCAACGACUCUGGGCUCAAAUACGAUAACGUCGAUGAAAUUAUCGCUGAUGUGCGCGAUACCAUGGAGACGCAUCAAGAAAUACAAGACACGUUGGCCAAUGCUAAUCUUACCGAUAUUGGAGCAGGAAGCGCUGAUUUGAAUGACAACGAUGCAUUGGAGCGCGAAUUACAGCAAAUACUUGGACAAACGGGACAAACGCCUGUCAAACAAACAAUUACUGAUGCGAACAGCAACGAGAAGGUAGCAAAAGCUACACCUAUCGCCCAAUCCAAACCAACCGCGAAAAUAACCGAUGCCGAACUUUUAGCAAUGCUCGAGGGACUUGGUGUAGAAGAUGACUCACCGAAAAAAAGCGAAAAGAGUGCUCGAUCUGCAGUCGCUGAAUGAAAGGGUUGGAAUGGGUCAACCGAAGUUGUACUAAUUUGACAGCUAUUUUACGUGUAUGUUCAGAAUGAUUGUUUAACUAAAUUGUUGGUCGUUUCCAUUGCGGAGGAAGGCUCACUACUUAAAUUACUCGUAUUUAUUUUAUUAACAGUUUAGGUGAAAUGUAAAACACAUUGAUAAAAUAUAGUAUGCAAAUGAAAAUAAAGUUUAGCAUAAAUUAAAACCAGA
Messenger RNA from Rhagoletis pomonella (apple maggot), 1695 nucleotides. RefSeq names its product charged multivesicular body protein 7-like. The record is from RefSeq and is a predicted model, not a curated record. Lineage: Eukaryota; Metazoa; Arthropoda; Insecta; Diptera; Tephritidae. Gene Ontology annotation, cellular component: ESCRT III complex; multivesicular body. Bases 1 to 1470 code for a protein of 489 amino acids. Gene Ontology annotation, biological process: late endosome to vacuole transport via multivesicular body sorting pathway; vesicle budding from membrane. The transcript has 4 exons.